UUUUUUUUCCUCUCUCUUCUUCCUUCUUUGUUUCUUUCUUAUAUCACACAUUUUGUGCCUUUAUUUUUUUUUUUCCUUUCUUUUUUGACAAUAUUGUUAAAGUUAUAGAUGGAUCAAACUACUCUUGCACAAAAUGGAUGGGGUGCUCCUAUACCCGAAAGUGUACAAAGUCGAUCAAGUGAACAAGACGAAGAUGACUAUUCUUCUGAAGGAUCCUAUGGUUCAGACGAAAGUGAUGACGACGACUAUCUUCCAUUACAAAUGAAUAGUUGGGGUGCUCAACCUACUGGUUCUGAAGCUGAAGAAGACGUGAUCCGUAUGCCAAAUUGGAACGAUAGACCUGCCGAAGGACCUGCAGUAAUGACUUUUGAAGCUAGCGACUGGCGAAAACUUUUGGAUCCUAAUGUAGUGGUUGCAAAAAAUGGUCUUGGCUCUGGAAAUCUACAUCGAAAAGGUGCCAAUUAUAAACCUGUGGACGAACAACAAAUCUUGAACCAACGACUAAAAAUCGGUCCUCCUAUUGGUGGUGGCAAGAAGAAAAGGGGUGGUAAGAAGAAAAAGGCUUCCAGUGCUCCUCCUCCUCCAGCAUUUCCCAAUGACAUUGCUCUUCGACCUACUGGUAAACCAUUAACUGCACCACGACGACCUCCUAUUACGAAUUCUGCCUGGGGUUCAUCCGAGUUACAAUCAACACCAUUCUGGGAACAAGGUGGCUCCGGUGCUUCCAAGUAUGCACCAAAACCUUCGACACCUCAAGCACCUUCUCAACAACAACAACAACAACGACAAAUCACUACUCCUGGAGGUCGACCACCACCUUCAAAACCAAUUUCACGAUGGGGUACUCAACCUUUGCAAGAAAAUCCUGUGGUACCUCCUCAGAAACAACAAAUGCAACCAUCACAACCUACGACACCAGUCUCCAAAUGGGCAUCUCAACCUCUUCAAGAAAAUCCUGUAGUACCUGCUCAAAAACAACCAUCACAACCAGUCUCCAAAUGGGCUUCUCAACCUCUUCAAGAAAAUCCACCAGCUCCUCAAACUCAAUCAUCACAACAAGUCUCCAAGUGGGCUUCUCAACCUCUUCAAGAAAAUCCACCAGCUCCUCAAACUCAAUCAUCAUCAACUUCACUUUUUUCUUCUCGUGGUGGAACUGCCGCUUCCAAAUAUGCUAUUCCAUCUCCUGCUUCUGCUCCAGCUCCAGCUCCAGCUCCAGCUCCCAUUGCUACUCCAGCUCCAUCAUCAACAACGGUUCAUGGUACCAUCUCACUAUCUGAUCCUGAACCUGUCAAGCCUGUUGUCAAAGCUCUUUUCCAACUCAACAUUGAAUUACAUCCUGGUGUUAGUGCGAUUCUUCCAGUUUAUGAAACCAAUGAUUAUAGAAUAUUAGUACGUGAAUUUGGUGCAAAACAUCAUCUCACUAUCACUCCUGAAGCUGAAAAGUCCUUUGCACAAAAAAUUGAACAAAUGAUGGCGAUUAUACGACAACAACAACAACAACAACAACAACUAUAAUGAUGAUGAUGAUAGUUUAGUUUAGUUUUUAUAUCUUCUUUGUUUCAUGAUUUAAUAAAAAG
Messenger RNA from Halteromyces radiatus, 1577 nucleotides. RefSeq lists its product as uncharacterized. The record is from RefSeq and is a predicted model, not a curated record. NCBI's taxonomy places the organism in Eukaryota, Fungi, Mucoromycota, Mucoromycetes, Mucorales, Cunninghamellaceae. The transcript has a single exon. Bases 109 to 1515 code for a protein of 468 amino acids.